AGUUCUAGCUAAGAAGUAGAGAUGUAGAUAGUCGUGAUGCUUGAACCACUUCUCCGUACCCGAUAUCGGCCUGAUGACCCCCUACUUGGCCAGGGUUAUGCUAUGCCUACUAUAUCCUCAUCAGUGCCACGCAUUCGUUCUUCCUACAUUUCGGUUUUUCUUGAGAGGAUAUUAUCUUUUACCAUACUAAAACCGCAACAUGAUGACAAGCAAUGAAAAGUGUCGAGAUGUACCAGCGCUGAAGCCAAUGAGACGAGCUUACCCUUACCUAGAAAUAGUCGUCAUUCUGAGCCUGGUAUUCGUUCUCAUGGUCAAGCCUAUUGUGGUGACAUGGAUGAUGAAACCCGCCGACAAGAAUGUCCUUUUCCAACUAGUACCCUUUACUGACGGACAUAUUGAUUUUCCAAUAUGGAUCAGAGCCUUUUAUCAAAACCGCAUAUACCAGAACAACUUCACAAAUGGCCAACCUCUUUUUGGUCAAGUUGAUUUCCCGAGGCUCAAGGAGGGCAAGUUGGGAACCGCGUUAUGGAGUGUCUACGUUGAAUGUCCUGGAGACGAGAAUAGUACCUCUGAUGAAGUGUAUUAUGAAACAAUUCAUGACACAAUGCAGCAAAUUGACCUCGUCUACCGUCUGAUUAAGGAAUACCCUGACUAUCUGGAACACGCUUACAGUGCCGCAGAUGUCGAGAAAAUCUUCAGAGCACACAAGACCUCCAGAAUCUCAUCGCUGAUGGGAGUCGAGGGAUUGCACCAAAUCGGCAAUAGCGCUAGUAUACUCCGCAUAUACCACGCUCUGGGCGUGCGAUAUGCCUCGCUCACGCACACCUGCCACAACAGUUACGCUGACAGCGAAGAGCCUGCUCAGCCAUUACACGGCGGACUCUCUGAAGCAGGGAAGGCCAUGGUUGCCGAGAUGAAUCGGUUAGGCAUGAUUGCAGACCUUUCACACACCAGCUUCGAUACUCAGCGAGAUGUGCUGAGGAUCUCUGUGGCGCCUGUUAUAUUCUCGCACUCGAAUUCGUACCACUUAUACAACCAUACCAGAAACGUACCAGAUGAUGUCCUUGAAUCACUCAAGAAUAACCAUGGGGUCAUCAUGGUUACUUUCUAUCCUCAAUUUCUUGGAAAUGACAGCUCCAAAGCAUCGUUGGGACAAGUGGUGGAUCACAUACAGUACAUUGGGGAGAAGAUUGGGUAUGAGCAUGUUGGAAUCGGCUCCGACUUUGACGGCAUGGAGUCGGGACCAUCCGGACUAGAGGAUGUCUCGAAGUAUCCCGAACUCGUUGCGGAACUUCAACGUCGAGGUUUAGGGGAUGCGGAGGUCCUCGGCAUCAUGGGACACAAUUUCCUUCGUGUCUUCAAAGCUGUCGAGCUUGUCGCACACUCGAAGCAGCAUGAACAGCCUCUAGAAGAUGUUGUAAAACCGUUCUUUGCUAUGACAACGUUCACUGGCACUAGAAAACUAACCGUGGCGAGCGAUGGAUGAACAACUCCGUUCAGAGGCAGAUGAGUCAUUGUUUGACGCUAAAGUUUUGAAGUACCAUACGCUCACGGGUCCGG
Messenger RNA from Xylaria bambusicola, 1560 nucleotides. RefSeq names its product renal dipeptidase. The transcript is spliced from 3 exons. Bases 200 to 1486 code for a protein of 428 amino acids. Lineage: Eukaryota; Fungi; Ascomycota; Sordariomycetes; Xylariales; Xylariaceae. Gene Ontology annotation, biological process: proteolysis. The record is from RefSeq and is a predicted model, not a curated record. Gene Ontology annotation, molecular function: metallodipeptidase activity.